Messenger RNA from Euleptes europaea (tarantolino), 911 nucleotides. It is a transcript of the gene APOBEC2, whose product is annotated as apolipoprotein B mRNA editing enzyme catalytic subunit 2. Gene Ontology annotation, cellular component: cytoplasm; nucleus. Lineage: Eukaryota; Metazoa; Chordata; Lepidosauria; Squamata; Sphaerodactylidae. The transcript has 3 exons. The coding region runs from base 42 to 737 and encodes 231 amino acids. Gene Ontology annotation, biological process: cytidine to uridine editing. Gene Ontology annotation, molecular function: RNA binding; cytidine deaminase activity. The record is from RefSeq and is a predicted model, not a curated record.
UCCUUUCCUCUACAGUGAUCGUUGGGCCCCAUUCCUGCAGGAUGGCUGAAAAACAGAAGGAGCCCCAACCUGCCCAGAAUGGCGAAAAGGCUGAAAACACAGAAAAUGCAGAAAAAGCAGAAAAUGCUGAAAACGCAGAGGAGGCAGAAAUGCCCAAAGAGCUGGAGGAGCUGCCACCAUUUGAAAUUGUAACAGGAGAACGGCUACCAGCCUUCUUUUUCAAAUUCCAAUUCAAGAACGUAGAAUACAGUUCAGGAAGGAACAAGACCUUCCUGUGUUACAUCAUAGAAAUUCAAGGCAAGGAGUCGAAGACUUUCCAGGGUUACCUGGAAGACGAACAUGCAGCAGCCCAUGCAGAAGACGCCUUCUUCAAUAACAUCCUGCCCAAAUGUGAGUCUGGUCUGCGCUACAAUGUCACCUGGUACGUCUCUUCUAGCCCUUGCAUGGCCUGUGCUGAUCGGAUAACUAAGGCACUGCAGAAAAAUAAGAACCUGCGCCUCUCCAUCCUGGUCGGCCGUCUCUUCAUGUGGGAGGAGCCUGAGAUCCAGGGUGCCCUGAAAAAAAUGAAGGCAGCAGGCUGCAAAAUGAAUAUCAUGAAGCCUCAAGACUUUGAGUACGUCUGGAAGAAUUUUGUUGAGCAGGAGGAGGGUGAGGAGGGAAAGGCAUUUGUGCCCUGGGAGGACAUUCAAGAGAACUUUCAGUUUUAUGAAGAAAAGCUUGCUGAAAUUUUGCAGUGAGGUUCAAGGCCUGCUUGUACAAGAUCUGCCAGUCCUAUGGAGAGACAACCAUGAUAUACUCUGACAUCUGGGACUCUCCCUUCAGUCCUCCAGACCCACUCUCAAACAGAAAACACUACCGCACAUCUCUAUUUAACAUGUCGUGCUGACUAAAAAUACACUUACCCUGCUGAA